AUGUUGCAUCCUCUUGUUGGUAGACUGUUAGCACAACCUCAGACUUCGGAAAUGAAUGUAAAGAGAUACGAAAAUAUUAUAUCGGUUGAGUCCAACGAAUGGAUAGGGGAUCAUCGUAUCGGUGAGUUUACAAUAAUUCCAGCCGCAGGGUUUCUGGAGAUGACUUUGGCGUCGCGUUACCUAACACUAGACAGCGACAGGCGAAAUUUGGACCAUUUCACAAUUGAAAAUUUUAGUGUCGUCAACCCCGGCCUUGUUACAGCAAAGGCAACAACGUAUCACACCGUCUUGGAGGGCAAUAUAGUUAAAAUUUUCAGCCUUGUGGAUACGGAUAUAUGGAUACAACAUUCCGAGGGUACAAUUACUGAAUCUUGGUCGCAGAAUUUAAACGGUGCUAAGGAUCUCUUUCCAUUAUCCGAAAAUAACAACACACCGUCAUCACCCUCAAUGGAGGAGCAAUACAAAAGCUUUGACGCAGAAGGAUAUCAUUUUGGACCAGCCUUUAUAAGCAUUAAAACUCGAUGGGCUGAUAAGAAAUUAAACGAGUAUGCAGAAUGCAAACUCGACCAAACUCACGUUGGUGGGAAAUUCAUAGUGCAUCCAAUAGUCUUAGACAGUAUGCUGCAGUUUGCUAUAAUGUCCGUGAGAAACAAAUCAACCUUUCAGGGUGCCAUUUUACUUCCUGUCGCAAUUCGACGUCUAACUGUUUACAAUAUGAAACACGUUAACGAACAAACUGAUUCGCCUUUACAAUUCUACCUUAAAAGAUGUCAUGAAACUCAAGCAAUACAUUUAUACAAUUCAACCGGCAAAGCGUUAGCGUCAAUGGAGGGAAUUGACCUUCUUCCAACAAGAUUGACCAGCUUAGACGAAAAGCUAAAUUCCCGACUUAAUCGGAUUAGACGGUCCACAUUGUUUGAAUUGGGGUGGCGGGAAGAUUCCAUUGUACCAAAAUUGUCAAUGCCAAUUUCGUUAAAAGUGGAACAACCAAGAAAGUGGCUGAUUUUCGGAUUGCACGACACCUUCACAAGAGACUUGAUGCAACAGCUCAGCUCAUCCGGGACAACUGUUACAUUAGUUGCAAUUGGAUCAAAUAAAAGAAUGUCAACCGAAUAUAUUGAAACGAUGGGGGACAGCAAGGAGGCAUUCAUGAACAUAUUAUCACAAUUUCCUACAUUUGAAGGAGUAAUCUUUGCGUGGGGAUUGAACUCGAUUUUACAUCAUUCAAUAAUUGAAAAAUGGUUUUAUCUACUUCAAGCAAUCGCCUCGACUCCAAUGAAUUUAUCGGAGUUAUUGCUUCUAAGCAAAGGGACACAAUGUGUCUCGAUGAAUGUUGAGGAGUUCGUGGAACAGCCAACGGCGAGUUUACUUAUAGGAAUGUUUCGUUCAUUUAAAUCCGAAAAUUCUAGCCUAAAUUGCAAAUUGGUUGAUCUGGAUACCUUAAAUCACGAGAAUAUUGAAAAUGUUAUUCAGGAAAUAUCUGAAAACCCAAGCGCAGAAAGUGGGGGUAAUAGUAUUUGCUACAGAGGAGGAGUUCGGCUAACCCAACAAUUGAUGAAGGUUAAACCUUCUCACUUUCUUGAGCUACCACAAACGCCAAGUUUUCGUCUACAGCUUCCCAGUUCAAAGCUGAUUUCAGAUCUAAAGUUUAUCGGCGUGAAUCAGGUUGCUCAUUUGGGGGAUACCGAACUAGAAAUCAAAGUUAAAGCUUAUUCGUUGAACUUUCGUGAUAUAUUCGCAGUACUAAAACCAUCACAAACCUUUGACAAAAUCGAUAUUAUUGGAGCAGAUUUUUCGGGAGAAAUUAGCCGAGCUGGAAAUGCCGUACACAAGUUCCAAGUUGGGGAUAUGGUGUUUGGAUGUCAUAACCAAAACGUGGCACUAUCUUCGCAUAUUAUCACCUCUGAAAAAAUGGUAUCGAAGUUAGCACAGUCCUUAACCCACGAAGAAGCGUCGACAUUGCCAACUGUUGGCUUGACCGUAUAUCCAUGCCUACACAUUGUUGCUAAGAUGAAGAAAGGAGAUACAAUCCUAAUCCAUGCAGCUUCAGGAGGGGUUGGACUAGCCGCUGUGCAAUUUGCAAAUUCAGUUGGAGCAAAUGUCAUAGCCACAGCGGGAAGUGCGAGAAAACGAGCGUACCUGAAGCACAUCAUUGGAAUAAAGCAUGUAUUCAACUCGAGGAACUUGUCAUUCGAAUCUGACGUAAAAGCUGCAACCAGAGGAGCUGGGGUGGACAUCGUUCUUAACUCUUUAACAGGGGCGGGGUUUAAGGAAGCAUCUCUAAAUUGUCUUGUGAAGGGGGGCAGAUUUGUCGAAAUGAGUAAAAUCAACGUUUGGACAGAAGAAGACUGCCUUUCACUUCGGCCGGAUGUCAAAUAUUCCAUUGAAGAUUUUACUUAUUCAGCCGAAAAUACAACCCUAAUGUCCCACCUAGAAACCGUUGCAACGGAAUUAUUGCAGCCUUUACCUUACACUCGAUUCGAUUCCAAGGAAAUAGUGGAUGCAAUGCACUUCUUGGAAAAAGCUAAACAUAUUGGCAAAGUAGUUGUUAGUAUGCCGGACAAAGAAAAUACACUAUUUAGUGACCAACGAAGUUAUCUCAUAACUGGAGGAUGUGGCGGAAUAGGCUGGGAAUUAAUGAAAUGGAUGUUGCUGAAUGGUGCAAAUCGAAUUGUCCUAAUGAGUAGAAAUAUUCCAAGCUCAGAGCGCCAGGACGAGAUUAAUGAGCUGAAAAAUCGCGGCUACAACAUCGUUUGGAGAUGUGGCGACGUAAGUAAGCUGUCUGACUGCGAAUCUAUAUUUUCCUGGAUAACGGAGCAAUUCCCUCAAUCACCACUUCGAGGCAUAUUUCAUUGCGCUGGAGUUAUGUCUGAUGCCACAUUCCUCAACCAGACCAAGGAAACGUUGGAGAAAGUUCUGAACCCAAAAUUCCAUGGAGGUUGGAAUCUUCAUGAACUUUCUAAACAUUUAGAUCUCCAGCAUUUUGUACUCUUUUCGUCGAUUACUUCACUAAUUGGAACUCCUGGGCAGGGGAAUUAUGCAGCUGCUAAUGCAUUCUUAGAUGCACUCUCCCAUUACCGACACGCUUUAGGCCUUCCAGCUAUUUCUUUGAACUUUGGACACUGGGGAGAAGUUGGGCUAGCUGCGGGACAACAUAUUUCCGGGCUUCACCCCAUCUCCACGAAGCAAGCUUUGGAUGCCUUAGAAGUUGCUUUAAAGUCAAAGUCCAAUCAACUUUGUCCAGUUGCAAUGAAUGUUCCCAAAUUGGUACAACGAAUUCCUUGGAUUAAAAACUUUUUAGUAAAUAUCCUGGAAUCAGAGGGCAGCCAGAAAGGAAAAACGGAUGGGUUAAAAAAAAUUGACUUCGUCACCUCCGAAAUGUUUUGGCAUGAGGUUGAAGCCUGCAAUAGCGAAAUUGAUCGUACUUCCGUAAUUCGUAACCAUGUCGAAAGGAUUAUAUCUUCAGUUCUUGAAUUGGACCAAAACAGUGGGAUCAAUCGAAAAUUUUCUGAGCUAGGAUUGGAUUCAUUAAUGAUGAUUGAGAUUAAAAACCAAAUAUCCACCUUCCUUGGCGGAAAUGUGCAUAUGAGUCUUAACGAAUUUGCCGACAGUGAGGACCUUGAGAGUCUGGUUAACUUCAUCUCGAAACUUGUUGAAUCUUGGGUCUAUCCAAAACAGGCUGAUAUCUGA
Molecule: messenger RNA, 3690 nt
Organism: Folsomia candida
Lineage: Eukaryota; Metazoa; Arthropoda; Collembola; Entomobryomorpha; Isotomidae
Product: mycolipanoate synthase
Exons: 5
Coding region: 1-3690 (1229 amino acids)
Biological process (GO): fatty acid biosynthetic process
Molecular function (GO): fatty acid synthase activity; oxidoreductase activity
Source: RefSeq, a predicted model, not a curated record